AAAAGCCUCCCAAGACUUCCAAGACUCUGAAGCUUUCCAGACAACGUACAAGAGCCCUGCACGUGCACAUUCUGCUUAGACACCAUUUGUUAAGUCCAGUGGCCCUGUUCAAGCGGGUGGACAUCCCCCAAGUACGAUGCCCAGCAUGGUGACACCAUCGGAAGUGACCGAAACCCUGCACGUUGCAGCGAGAAGAGCCUCUAGCGAGCAUCCGAUCGCAACACGCCGGAGAUUUGAUCGUUUGCUUUCUGGAAGCUUGCUCGGCAAUCCAAUUGACUGGGAACCUGAUCUCAGGAAUCAGGAUCGUGCAGUUCUGGGCUGGCGACUUUAAAAGGUCAUCUCUCACCUCCGCUCUUCUUGCGGUUCUUCUUUCUCCCCCCCCCAACCCCUCGUCACCUCCUUCCUUACAAACCUCUUCGAUCAGACCAAGAGGAAAAAAAAAUGCAGGUUCUGUCGUCCCUCUUCGUGCUGGCAGCUGUGACUUCCUUCACAGCUGCUCAGACUCACCAGCGUCUGGGUGGCUGCCCUGACCUGGGCUGCGUGUUCCCUCCGGACCAGGCCGACUUCCUUGCUGGCCAGUUCUUCGAUAUUCGUCUCGAGGUCCACUCCCCCGUCAACGGCUCCGAGGCCCGCGUUGGUGAACCUGACCCUAACUUUACCUUCACAAUCGCCAAGAAGGGUCAUGAGGCUGUAUCGGCUACGAAGUUCUUCAAACAGGAUGAGCCUAAGCUGGAGCGCUGGGACUUCAGCUGGUACGAGGAUCGCUUCGCUGAGGACGCUCUCACACCCUCUGUUGUCAACGUCACUUCCAAGAUCUUCCGUCGUGUGGCUCUCUACGAGCCCGGUGAGUACGAGGCUACUCUGACUUACUACGGAACCCGGAAGACCGUGGCCAACUGGCUCGUUCGGGAGAUGCCAACCAAGCGUCGUGCUAAGAACGUCAUCCUUUUCAUCGGCGAUGGAAUGACCACAAACAUGAUCACUGCUGCGCGCCUCAUUGGCCACAAGAGUAUUAACGGCAAGUACAUGUCCAAGAUGGCCCUGGACAAGUUCCCCGUCUUGGGCCACCAGAUGACUCACUCGAUGGACUCUUUCAUCACCGACUCGGCCAACUCUGCAACUGCCCUGUACAGUGGCCACAAGACCACCGUCAAUGCUCUCAAUGUGUACGUUGACUCCUCCAAGAAUCCAUUCGAUGAUCCCAAAUUUGAGACCAUUGCGGAGAUCUUCCGCCGUCAACACCCUAAAGCCGGUGUCGGUAUCCUCUCGACUGCUUUCUUGGCCGAUGCCACUCCCGCUGCCUUGACUGCUCACACCAGCAAGCGUGGUGAGUACGACCAUGUCAUCAGCACCUUCUACGAGGGCCUGACCAACUAUACCUGGACGGAAUGGACCGGCCCUGACGUUCUUCUCGGCGCUGGUGCUGAGAACUUCCUGAAGUCCGAGGAGGCCAAGCGCGAGUACUAUGACUUGUUUGCGAAGAAGAACUACAACAUUGCUUGGAACAAGACUGCGCUGCAAAAGGCAGCAGAUGGGGACAAGCUGCUGGGUGUCUUCUCCAAGUCCAAUCUCCCAGUUUGGCUGGACCGCAAUGUCUACACCGCCAACCUCUUGAACCAGACCAACUAUCCAGAUGGUUCUGGCCGCGACGCUGAUGAUCUCCCCGGCCUCAAGGAGAUGACUCUCAAGGCCAUCGAUGUGCUGCACAAACGCAGCGGCAAGGAGGGUUGGUUCAUGAUGGCCGAGGCUGCCAGCAUCGACAAGCAGAUGCACACUCUGGACUAUGACCGUGCCCUGGGUGACCUGCUCGAGCUUGAUGACACCGUUAGUGCCACCAUCAAUAAGCUGAAGUGCAUGGGCGAGCUGGAGGAUACCCUAAUCAUCGUCACAGCUGACCACGGCCACGGUUUCGACGUCACUGGCUCCGUCGACACCAAGUACAUGGAAGCCCAGCACGACGACCGCAGCAAGCGCAAAGCUAUCGGCAACUACGAGAACUCCGGUCUGUCCCAGUAUACCGUUGGUGGACCCAAUGCCCUGCGCUACUCGGAGGGUGUUCACUUCCCCAGUCACUGGGAUCCCCGCUAUACCCUGCACGCUGGCCUGGCUGCAUUCCCCGACCACCGUGAGAACUACGAGGUUCACAAGGACGGCCCACGCACCCCCGCUGUAUCUGCUAAGGGCGAUAAGAUGGGGAGCGUUGCCAACUACAAGGAUGCCGUCACUGGGUAUCUUAUCAAUGGAACCCUGCCUGUGGAUGCCACUCAAGGUGUCCACUCGCUGACCGACGUGCCUGUGUUUGCACGCGGUCCCUGUCAGGAGCUCUUCGGUGGAGUUAUCAACUCUAUCGAUGUCUUCUUCGGCAUGGCUGAAUGCCUGGGCUUGUCGGAGAGCAAGUGAGACAAUGACCAAGAGAGAAAACAUGCUUGGCUCUGGAUACCAGACGCUGCAUGAAAGUGAGCUAGCAUUUUAUUUGGAUCUUUAGAUCAACCAAAGCAAUAAAUUCGAGAAGGUUUAAUAUUCAAUUCCGCUUUAGAGGUCUUUGAAAUUCAGUGGGCCCAGUUCCGAUAUUAUCAUAAUGUUAAACGCCAAGUCUACAGUGUUAUUCUCGGGGAAAUAAAAUCGUGUUGAUAUAGGUAGGAACCUCGGAAACCGAGCAGAAUAGGGCAUGGAAUGUAC
This is a messenger RNA of Penicillium brasilianum, 2679 nucleotides long. NCBI's taxonomy places the organism in Eukaryota, Fungi, Ascomycota, Eurotiomycetes, Eurotiales, Aspergillaceae. The record is from the annotation of a GenBank genome assembly.